Molecule: messenger RNA, 2028 nt
Organism: Coccomyxa subellipsoidea C-169
Lineage: Eukaryota; Viridiplantae; Chlorophyta; Trebouxiophyceae; Coccomyxaceae
Exons: 14
Coding region: 1-2028 (675 amino acids)
Cellular component (GO): microtubule; membrane; cytoplasm
Molecular function (GO): microtubule binding; GTPase activity; GTP binding
Source: RefSeq, a predicted model, not a curated record
AUGUCUUUCAUCUCUGUCGAGACCACAGACUAUGCAGGAUUCAUCAGGCGGGCCUUCAUGGACGAGGGACUCAUGGGGGUGGUGGCAAAACUGCCUUUGGAGAGGAAUUUCAAGCUAGAGCAUGUGAAGGAGGUGGUCAGAGAAGCGGAUGGUUACCAGUCGCAUCUGGUGUCCCCUGAGUUUGGCCUGCGGAGACUGGUGGAUGAGACCAUUGGACUUGUGCUGGAGCCUGUCAACAUGUGUGUGCGGCGGGUCCACCAGGUCCUCAUAGAUGCUGCCAGGGAGGCAGCCAGGAAAGCCAGCCUGAUGACAAACACCACAGUGCUGGACGAUACCAGGGAGCCGCUCAGGCUGCCAGCGUUUGAGAAGGCGGUGCUCUUUGCCGUGACUCAGGCGCUGGAGAAUUGGCGAGACGAGGCCAUGGAAGUGGCGAAGACCAUUGUAAACAUGGAGCAGACGUACGUGACAGCGGCCUUCUUCCGCCACCGCACGGCAGAGCGCUACAAGGCCAUGAUGCAAGCGCAGCAGACUGCGCGGCUCCUCGGGGAAGGCAAGGCGGUGGCGGCAGACUCAGACUCGGACGACGAUGACGACUCGCGGGACUCAAUGGACGGUGACAGCCCGCACAGGCCGCGCGAGCUCACUGCUUCCUCCACACCCAUCGGGGGCCCACUCUCCGGCGGCCUCACCAUCCCUGCCACCAUGAAUGACCCAGGUGACCUGCUGACUGGGUACCUGGAGAAGCGCAUUGGCGAGAACAGCGGGCGGCAGAGCCUGCCGGAGGCAUGGCGCUGGCAGAAGCGCUACUUUGUGCUGACGGAGCCCAAGGGCAUGCUGUACUACUUCAAGAGCGCCGACGACCCGCCCAACUACAAGGGCCUUAUCAAUAUGCGCGAGUGCAAGGCGGAGGACGUGGAUGUGGAUGGCCUGCCCAAGAGCGCCUCGCGCUCCAAGUACGACCUGGACGGCGGCGGCGGCCAAGUCUCCCUGCUCAUCCGAGUCUCCCACAAGGACCCGUCCAAGCCGUGCGUGAAGAACCACCACUCGCUGGUGCUGCGCGCAGACAGCGCUAGCGAGAAGUUCAUGUGGCUGGCGCGCCUCAAGAAUGCCAGUGAUGGCGGGGGCGCCGGGGGGCGCGCCCCCCUGCGGGGGUACACCUCCGAGCAGCUGCGCGCCGACUCGGUCACCAGCUCCACCGCCCCAACUCCGCGCGACGGCGUCCGCCGAGGCGGGACUCCCAAGGUGGGCGAUGUGCCUCUGGGAGGCAUCGGUUCAUCCGCGCUGUUCACAGAGGACAGCGGUCUGGGCCCCGAGCCUGUGCUGCCGAGCCGCUACGGCAAUGGCGUGGACAACAGGGUGUUUGAUGACUACCUGCAGCAGCUUGCGGAGGACACGGCGGCCUAUGUGCGCACCGUGUGUCAGACCAUCGUCCUCACUGUGCCGAAGGCCAUCAUCCACUGCCAGGUGAAGCGGGCGCAGGCGCACCUGCUGGAGCACCUGUACGGGGCUAUGACUGGGCUGGGCGGCGCAGAGGCCGAAUACCUGCUGGAGGAGGACCCCGAGUCUGUCAUGGGCCGCGAGAAGCUCAAAAAGUCCGUGGGCGACGUGGCGGACGCGAUAGGGCUGCUGAAGCACCUGCAGGAGAUGCACUACGAGGAUGAGGAGAAGGCUGCGCAGCCCAUGGAGGUUCCCGCUGACAUUGUCGCCCUGGCCGAGUACCGCCGCCGCCGCACAACCAGCGACCGCUCUGCAGCGUCGCUGUCAAACGGCAGCUCGCCGGAGGGCGCCGGCGCCGGCCGUCGCUCGGCGUACCCGGACGCCACCGCCGGCGCCGGGAGGUCCGCGGCGGCCGGCACGGGGGGUCCCCCGGGUCCCCCCGCCCGCACGCUGUCAUCCUCGCGGCGGCAGGCCACGCCACCGCCGCCGCGCGUGUCAAUCCCCACGGGCCCCCCUGGCCCCGCAUCGUCCCCCAGCCCCAUGCCCCGCCGCCGUCCGCCCCCGGCCCCCCCCGGCGAGACCCCCCGAUAG